ACUCUACAGGUAGCAAAGCCACCUGUACUUUAGGAAUACGGAUAAAUCUUCAUCCUUUGGCUCCCUGGGGUUGGCCGCAGUGAGUUAGUUGAGAGUUCGCGCUUCUUAAAGUGCUAAGGCUUAAGCUGCAAGAAAGUAUCGCGAGAUCUGUGGCCACCAGCGAUUUCUCGCGAUGUUUGGUCCGGCAAAGGGUGGCCAUUUUGGAGUCCAUCCGGCGGCUGGUUGCCCCGGCGGCGUCGGCCAACCUGCUGCCGGGACCAAAGCUGGCCCCACGGGUGUCUGGCCUGUGGGCAGCUGGACCGACACGAUGUGGCGGCUCCGCUGCAAGGCCAAGGAUGGCACCCAUGUUUUGCAGGGGUUGUCUAGCCGAACCCGAGUGCGGGAACUCCAGGGCCAAAUUGCCGCCAUCACCGGGAUCGCCCCCGGCUGUCAGCGAAUCCUCGUCGGAUACCCGCCUGAAUGCCUGGAUCUCAGCCACGAGGAUACCAUUCUUGGGGAUUUGCCCAUCCAGUCAGGCGACAUGCUGAUCGUUGAAGAAGACCAAACCAGGCCCAAAACUUCACCUGCAUUUACAAAACAUGGUGCUCCUAGUUAUGUCAGGGAAACUUUGCCUGUGCUUAGCAGAACUGUGGUCCCAGCAGACAACUCUUGCCUCUUUACCAGUGUAUACUAUGUUGUAGAAGGAGGAGUCUUGAAUCCAGCUUGUGCCCCUGAGAUGAGACGCCUCAUAGCACAAAUUGUAGCAAGUGAUCCAGACUUCUAUAGUGAGGCAAUCCUGGGAAAAACAAAUCAAGAGUACUGUGACUGGAUCAAAAGGGAUGAUACUUGGGGAGGAGCUAUUGAGAUAUCAAUUUUGUCUAAAUUUUAUCAGUGUGAAAUAUGUGUAGUGGAUACACAGACAGUAAGAAUUGAUCGUUUUGGGGAAGAUGCAGGAUAUACCAAAAGGGUCCUGCUUAUAUAUGAUGGCAUCCACUAUGAUCCGCUUCAGCGUAACUUCCCUGACCCAGACACCCCGCCUCUGACCAUUUUCUCCUCUAAUGAUGAUAUCGUUCUUGUACAAGCACUGGAAUUAGCAGAUGAAGCUAGAAGAAAGAGACAAUUUACUGAUGUAAACCGCUUCACCCUGAGAUGCAUGGUAUGUCAGAAGGGAUUAACUGGACAAGCAGAAGCAAGGGACCAUGCCAAGGAGACAGGCCAUACCAACUUCGGAGAAGUGUGAUCUAUCCAUGUGGAGGAUUGCCGCCUACUACCUCACAGAUCCAGAAGGCUCUGGGUUUUCCAAUAAGCUAUUCGUAACCCUAAAGAACAAAAGGACACAAUGCUUAAACCGUCUUUUUAACUUAAAGCCACUAAGACACUGAAAUUCCUUGUUAAGAUUAAAAUUAGUGUGCAAGUUUACAGAUGUGUGUCUACAGUGGUGAUACAUGCCCUUUCUCUGCUGGGGUGACAGAAUAGGUAGUCCUUGCUACCUACCGACAUUACCCUGAAGAUUUGAAUUUUAGUACUAUAAACUAGCACCCAGCAGCAUUUACCUGUAGAGGAAAACAACUUCGUAUUUUGAGUAAUGCGGAAGGCCUCAGUAGAGGCCAUUGGACUUAAACCACAAUGUCUCUGUAAUUGAGUCCUUUUAAAAACUCUGAUUGAGUUAGUAGUUUCUAAAUUCUGAAUUGAUUCCUCAAAUGAAGAUACUCAGAAUUGUCAAAACCGAUUUUAUAUUACAAUUUGGUAGCCUUUAUAAAUGUGUACUUAACCAGUUAUAAGUACAUUACAAGCAAUUUUUACAGGGAUGAGUGUGUUCCUUGAGAAUGUUACCUAAGGAACAGAUAGUGCCCAAUUUAGGAUUUCUAGUGUAUAAAAGUAGAAUGUAUGAGGGAAAAGGUGCCUGAGCAGCUUACUAAAGCUUUAAAAGACCGUUGGCCUCGUGUUUUAAUGCAACUCAUUUAUUGAUGUUUGUCACGUUAGAUAAAAAUUUUAAAUUAAGCAGGGUAUUUAUUUUUUUAAUUGAAGUUUCUUGAAAUUUGAGUGCUGAUUUUUGUUUUUUUACCUAAAGAUUUGUCUGGAGGGAUUAACUUCCUCAGCUUUUUCUCCAACUCCUAAAAAACAGCCUUCGUCUAAAAUGAUAAUACUGUGCUUUGAUUUGGUUUUUGUGAGAUCUUUUGUUUACCUAAAUAGUAUUUUUUUCCAUGCUAGCCUUAUUUGGCCACUAAUGCUCUUUUGAAUAAUUUCACAUUUCUGCAAGUUAGCACUUUGCCUAUCUAAAAUCUUGUACUUUGAUUUUUGAAGAGUUUUAAAGUAGUUGGGAUAAUAACAUUGAAUGAAUUUGUUUCACUUCCAAAAUACGACAAUUUUUAAAUCCUUGCCUUAUUCAGCUUUUUUGAAAUUCUGCUUCUUCCUAAUAUUAGAUGUGUAGUCAUUUGCUUGGUGGGCUAAGCUGCAAGGCACACCCUCUAAAAUUAGCUUCACUCAGAUCUUCCAGAUAAAAGUUUUCUACCUCUUUUCUUAAUUCUUCUGAAGAUCAGGGAUGCUAAAUUAUAAUUUGUUAUGUAUUAUCUCACAAAAUGUGAAGAGGCUUAAUGUGAAGUUUCGUUAUCUGGUCUCUUUUUUUGAUGAAGUAUCAUUUACAAAACCAAUGGUAUACUUUAAAGCACUUCUCUUUCAGCAUAUCUUCUUGGUGAAUGUUUUAAAAUUGAGAUUUACUUUUAGCACUUUCACUUGGUGGAGGUGGCCAUAUAAAAUUAAGGAGCAUGUAAACAAUUUAGUGGACAAGUUCCUUUAAGGAAGAAUUCACAAAGUAUGCUUGAAAUCAUUAGGUGACAUUUCUUGAGUACCUAUUUUGUGAAUAGCUGCUUUAGGCAUUAUAAGUUAUGGUCAGUGUAACUUAAAAGAGUUUAAUUUUCUAUUUUACUGAGCCUUAAAAAUAGCACUUGUGAGCUUGCGAUACUUAAUGUUUGGCAAUCAUAAUAUAUACAGAUGACUAUGUUUGAAGAUCUCUUUGUACCUGGCUGUCAUUUCAGUCUAAAGAUUUUUGUAUCUCUUAUUUCCCCCAGAAAAUAAUUACAUUUAAAACUAGAAGUUAAGAGUAUAUCACUGGGUAGCAUCCAUCAAAUUGAGCUUUAGACGUCAUUAUGCAUAGAGCUAGUUCAGGAACCAAAUUUGACGUUUGCUUACUGGAAUUUUAGAGAAAUCUGUUAAUGCAACAAAUAUUUAUUGGGUAAUUUACAAUGUACCAAGCAGGUAUUGAUAUGUUUUCCAACAUUAAUUUCUGUCACAUUAAAAUUAAGUAUAUUUUACCUACAUCGGAUUAAUUUAACAAAUAGAAAUAGAACCUGAUAUUUUAUAAAAUUAAACCCCUUCAUUUUCAGUGUUUUUGUUCCCAUAUUUAAACUUAUACUUCUUAGCAAGUGUCAAGUAUUUAUUCUGGGGAUCUUACUCUAUUUUACUUGUUACCUGGGUUGUCCAUUCACCAACUGGACACCAAUAACUCAGUCAAAUGGCUCUCAGUAAUAAGUUAUAAAUUAAUCAGUUGCUGAAAUUCAGCACUAGGACUUGAAUGUUCUGAUCAUGGAAAAUCCAAGAUGAUGCAUUAUCUGCAGACAAUUUGAUUUAGUUAUUGAGGAUUCAAAACCUAAACUUGUGCUCUUUCUAAACUCAAGCUUGUAAACCUCACAGAAUCUAAAGAUUUUUUUACUGCACUUAUUAAAGUCUUGAAAUUAGUUUAUUAAUGUGUGUAAAUUCUAAUCUUCAGAAUUUUGAAAACUAUGGAGUUAGUACUUGCAACAGGAUCAAAACUUUUUCUUAAAUCUGCACUUGAGCAGAAUGAAACCCUUCUUCCUAUUUAUUCCAUUUUUGAGUGCCAUACAAGAACAGUUUUUUAAUUCAAAUGAGGAGAGUUUACAUUAGUGGCUGAAUGAAUGAAGAUUGCGCUUUCCUGUCCCCCACCCUCUUUUCUCUUAUUCUUUCUCUUACUCUUCUUUGGAUUUAGAGAUCCGAUGUAGGGCGGUGAAGAUGCACUUCUAGGUAGAAUGUUUUCAGAGGUUAAAAUUACUAUCCCUGGUAAUUUUGUGAUGUGAUAGCCAUAUAAGGACAUCAGUGUGGUACAUCUUUUGUAAUCGUUCCUAGUUGAUUUCUUAAUUAUUUCCCAUGAAAUAUUAUUUAAAUUAUUAUUUCCAUGAAAAAUGAGCGUAGUCGAGGGGUACCCUUGAAAGUUUGGCUGCUGGUCAGCUUGACCCUGUUGGCAAAAACUAAUACAAUCAUGCCAGUUGAUUAUUCCAUGAAGUUCAAGCCCCAGCAAAGUCAUUAUCAGGACUGCAUUAAUGUGUUAUCUCUCUAUAAAUGCCCCUAAGUGCCCAUGCCCAACUUGCUUAUCUAGCAUAUGCUUUCUAUCCUGUGUAGGCAUUAAAACAUAUAUGUUGCAAGUUGCCCUAGCUAAACAUAGUUUUCUGUGUCUUUUUUUGAAAAAGUUAGAAUGAGGAGUAUGUAAAAUUAGCAGAAUAAUUGUUUUCUUUAUGGAUCAGGUGGCCUUCUUAAACUUUCAUAUAUUAAGAUUUAUGUGCUUUCAUGUGUUAAGACACACGUUUGUUAUUAUUUGCAGCACUUUAAAAAAAAAUGAAGUAAAAGUUUACAUGUUAGCCCUCUCCAGGGAUCUUGCUAAAGGCAUUAAAAUAUAAUUCUUGAGCUGCUAACAAUCAGCUCUUCUUAACAAUUGCCAUCAAUGUAUAGUGUAUCCAGUGGUACAACAUUCUGGUUUUUGAUAAUAGUGGAACUUGAUUUCAGUAACUUAGGGGCGUGCUCUGUGCCCUAGCAUUCAAAAAGUUACCUGUUUCUAUAAUAUGAUUAUUCUUUCUCAUUCAUUGUACAGUGCAGUAUUCAAAUUUGUCCUUUUAGCACAAAGAUGACUAUACCAAUUUGGAAAAGAUCAGAUUCUUAAAACUCUUCAUUUGUUUCUAGGCAAACUUACUUUAAGGGAGCUGAUUUCUUAGCCUUAAAAGUGUCAUUUUUAAGUCUAAAGUGAAACACUUGAUUUGAAUAAGCUAGUUCAUUAAAGAUGUUUUCUCACUAAGAGUUAUAAUAUUUCAAUACAUUUAAUUCAACUUAGACUAUAAAACUUGCCCGAUUCUGGGAAAGGGUUUUAUUUGUUUUUUUUCUUUUCCAAAAAUUAGCUGGCAUUUUGUUUACAGUGCUUUGAAUAUUUGACUUUGAAGAAAUUGUUGCAUUGAUACUGAGUUGAGUGCUGAUUUAGGUCUUGGUCCAUAUGAAUUUAAAGGAGAUUGCUAUUUGAGAUUGAAGAGAAAGGGGGAUAAAGUACCACUUAAACAGAAGAGAUGCUCAGUUGGAUACAUUCCUUAGUCAUGAAUAACGCUUUUUGAAAAAUUUUUCAAGCAAUGCAUUGUGUCCUCCUAACCCUCGCCCAUUUCUUGGCAUAGAAUGUAGCAGGGCCAUAACUGAGAAGCUUGUCAUUAAUGUAUAAACCAUGAAUAGAAGCAUUUUGCUGUGAUGCCUUUUUAUACUUGUCUUUUAAAAAUACCCACAUCUGGGAGCUUAGGGAUGUGAAGAUAUGAUUUGGUUAAGUUGUAGGUAACAGGUUAACCUAAGAAAGGUUGAGAAUUUCUACUAAGAUUACAUGAGCCCAAUCUUAGACCUGGUAUAGGAUAUGCAGUAAGCUGUAACCCAUAAGUUACUUGAAAGGACCAGGGGCACCUAAUUCUUGUCAGGUUUCCAGUUCACCUUGGUGCCAUUCAUGACUCAAGCUGUUUACAGGACAUAUAAUUUCCUUAGCAAAGAGUAAUCUUUUCCCUUUAAAGAAGUAUUGAACUCAGCUUAAAAUGCAAAAUAAAUAUAUAGAAGUUUGUUAAAAGGGAUAGAGAAUGACAGUAGGCCUCUCUUUCCUCCACUCCCUGAUGGAGUGGAGGCGAGGUGGAGAUUUCCUGAAGCAAGAAGGAAAGCCUGGGUUGUCAAAUUUAGAGCUUAGAACAUGACUUGAAAAAGUAGUAGGUAAGGACAAAACAGAAGGAAGUUCUGUUUCUUGGCCUAUUUUUCUUCAUUAAGAUGGACAGUGUUUUCUUGUUUUAAAAGUGUUCUUUUGUCUAUUUGCCAGCAUCUUUUUCACAGUUAAUGCACUGCUGCCACCUGGGAAAUGUCUGAUUUCAUUUUGUACAACUUUGUGUGGUUUUGCCAUUGUUAACUGAGAUGAAGCGAUUUUAUUUAUGAGGUCUGUGAUUUUAAAUACCUAAUGCUGUAUGAAGUGAUUUGUUUUGAAGAAAUAAAUGACGUGAAAAUA
Molecule: messenger RNA, 6277 nt
Organism: Zalophus californianus (California sea lion)
Lineage: Eukaryota; Metazoa; Chordata; Mammalia; Carnivora; Otariidae
Gene: YOD1
Product: YOD1 deubiquitinase
Exons: 2
Coding region: 173-1219 (348 amino acids)
Biological process (GO): protein deubiquitination; endoplasmic reticulum unfolded protein response
Cellular component (GO): nucleus; cytosol
Molecular function (GO): cysteine-type deubiquitinase activity
Source: RefSeq, a predicted model, not a curated record